Molecule: messenger RNA, 3516 nt
Organism: Haliotis rufescens (red abalone)
Lineage: Eukaryota; Metazoa; Mollusca; Gastropoda; Lepetellida; Haliotidae
Product: progesterone-induced-blocking factor 1-like
Exons: 15
Coding region: 141-2453 (770 amino acids)
Biological process (GO): cilium assembly
Cellular component (GO): centriolar satellite
Source: RefSeq, a predicted model, not a curated record
CUCUUUUUCCAGAAGAGCUCCUAACUCCCGAGUCGCCCGGAUGUACGCUACAAAAUGGCUCAGUUUUCAAAACUUGUCUAAACAUUUCUGUUGAUAAAACUGAGGUACAUAUUGAACGUUAACUGACAGCAUAAGACAAAAUGGCAGCUCGAGAUCUAUCUAAAACCUUUGAGGAGUUCGAAUCUGAGGACAUCAGCUAUGAGACGUCAGUUCCAACUGAUUUGACGAUGUCCCCAGAGCACAGCGAUGGGGAAGGAUUGACGAAGAAAAGACACAUAACGAAACAGCUGAUUGAACGAAAGCAGCUGAUACAUGACAUACAGGUGUUGAAAAUUGAAGUGUCACAGAAAAAUCUGACAAUUGAAAACAUGAAAGCCGAAAGUUUAUCGCGCGUUGAGGAAUUGGAAGAGAAACUAAACGAUACUCUUCAUCAAAAACAGAUUCUGACAGCAAGGCUAGAGUCUCAGUUGCAAAUACAGGAAACAGAAUCGAAGAAGCGCCAGGAUCUUGUCAAGCAAGAGCUGGAGGCAGUUCGACGGCGACAGCAACAGUUGGAAGGUACCAAUGAAAGACUCCAGGAAAAGGCUGGUGAUGUGCGGCGCACAUUGAAAGACUUGUCACUGUCCGAAGAAAAAUAUUUUCAACUGAAAACGCUGACUGAAGAAGAUUUGUCACUGAGAGAUUAUGUCGCUAUGCGCCUGUUUGAAGCAGUGAAACCACUUCAGACUGAAGUUGAUCAACUACGUCUCAGCAAGCAGACCCUGGAGGAAGAGACACAGGUGUCGGCUAGGGACAUUCUUCAAUUACAGAAGGAACUGGAUGAAGAAAGACAAAGCCAUGGUGAACUUCGUGUGGAGUUUCAGAAAAUGGCAAUCAACUAUGCCGAUGUUAAAGGAAAAGUUAAACAUGAUGAUUAUAGAGUUGAAAACUAUGAUAGAGUUAAAGGGGAGCGGGAUAAUCUGGAGCAUGACAGCCUUGAUGUGCACAGACAGCUGUCAGUGUUGGAAGCAGCUCACUCCAAUCUGCAGAAGGAACGGGAUGAUCUCAGCAGAGAGCUGUCCUCCACCAAGCAGUCCCAGGCAUUGCUGAAGCAGGAUAAGGACUAUCUCACACGCCAAGUGUCUGACGUUUCCAACAAGAGUUCCUUUACUGAGGAAAAGAUACAGCAAAUUAGCAGACAGCUUGAGGAUGCUAAACGAGUAAGGGAGGAGAUGUAUGAGAAAUAUGUAGCCUCAAGAGACCAGUACAAAUCUGAGUAUGAGGCAAAGUUGAGGGACGAGUUGGAGCAGAUCCGUGUACGCACCAACGCUGAGAUUGAUCGUCUCCGAACUUCCACCAAAGAGAUGUAUGAGCGGGAAAACAGGAACCUGCGCGAGGCUCGCGACAUGGCGAUAUCGGAGCGGGAGAAGUGUCAGGCUGGAGAGAGGGAGAUGAAUACUAAAUAUGAACAACUGCUUAAUGAGUACCGGAAGAUGCAAACGUGUGGCGACACCCGUGUUGGUGAUCUUCAGAAUGAGGUGAAGUUGAAGACGUUCGAGGCUGAGCGGACACAGAUGGUCCAUGAGGAGACGGUGAAGAAUUUGCGUCAGAGUGAGAUGGAAAUAGAAAAACUGCAGAAGAAAGCAGAGGUUCUGAUCAAGGAGUACCACACCCUGGAGAUGACAAUGGAGAAGAGGGUGUCGGAACUAGAGUCUGGCGUGUCUGAGAGAGCCAUGAAGCUGGAGACGUACGAGCGGAUGGAGCAGGAACUGGAUGAUGUUGUCAUGCAGGCUGCUGAGGUUGAGAACGAAGAGGAUGCGGAACGGGUGUUGUUCUCCUAUGGGUAUGGAGCCAAUGUGCCCAGUACAUCCAAGAGAAGACUGCAACAGAGUGUCCACCUUGCUCGACGGACCUUGCACCUGGAGAAGGCCAACACAUCGUUACGACAUGAGAUAGAGAGGGAGAAACAGAAAAAUUCCCAGCUGGCAGAGGAGGUGAAGAAUGCCAAUUGUCUCCUAGACCAGUCCCAGCAACCCUACAACUAUCUUAUAGACAGUAUCCGAGUCCGUGAUGAUCAGAUGAGGAAGCUGAAGGACCACACAGCUCGGCUGGAGGAGGACCUCAGGAAAACAGAACGUGAGCGCACUGACAUGGUUCGAACUAAGAACCAGAUGUCCCUGGACUUGGAGAGGCUGCUUAAUCAGAAGGAGGAAAUGGCUGUAAUGAAACAAGUUGUGAUGAAUCUAUCGACUCGUCGUCAUUGUGACAAGAAGCCACAUGCAAGAGAACCUGUCAAGCCUAAAUCCAUGUCCUACAACAGUUUUGACAUGACAGAUGACCCCAAUAUUGACCGACCUGGGUCAAUUUCAAUGACAAUGCAGGGUUCACCAAGCUGGGCUGGCAAACUGAAAAAGAAGAAUGCUGGAGGUGGCAACACAAAACUGUCCAAAGUGUAUGGCAUUUCCAGCUCCUGAGGAGAUGACCAUUGAUCCAAACAUCCGUCCACUUGUCUUCUUGUUUCUCUACAGUGUAGAACACAUGAACCCUUGCUGUAAAAUGUAGAACACUUGCCUUUCUUAUAUCACACUGACUGUAUAGACCAUAUAUCGAAUAUGGGUAUUUAAUAGUUUCAAGUAGGGUUGUAGGACGUUCUAGUACGCCUGUCUGACUUAACAGAAUAGACAUUGUCAUGUAUAUGUAAUGUAAUCCACAUGGGUCAAAGAGAAAGAUUUUCUGGUGUGUAUAUUGACACAUUAUGAAAACGCAAGGUAGAAUUUAGGAAAUAACAUUCAGCAAGCUGACGGCAAGUUUGAAUCCUCAUUCCGUCAUUCACGUUGUUACAACUGGAAAUACACUUUCAGUUACUUGAUACUUAUCAAGAGUCAAAAUCCAUUAUUCGUUUUCAAAAGGUUUCAGUCUCUGAAUAUUUUUCAGUGGCAGGUAUAAGUGUUUUUCCAUUUCAUGGAAUCAGAAAAAAAGUCAUUUUUAACUGUUAAUUGUAAGGUCUGAGAAUAAAUUAUUAAGCCCAACUGAUUCUACUAUAUCUCCUCACCAAAAUAUUUAGGUGUCGGCUGUGAAGGAUGUGCAUAUAUUGCUGCUGACAGAUAGGGAAAAUACAUGUGGUGAAAGAUUGAAAAUGAACUUAUUCUCCUCGAAACUUACAGGUAUUGAAGCUAUGCAGUUGGGUCUAUAGUUGAAUUAUAUAUUAUAGGUGAGUUUCCACAGUAAUUAGUACAUAUGUAUGUAUUAUUAUCUGAUGUAUACAUGACCUUAGAAAGAUGAAUUAUUGUUUCAUGUAUUAGUUAACUCAUCUUGGUCCCACCUUUCAAAGAGAUAACUGAAAUAUCUGUAAAAAAAAUAAUUUUUUUUACACAAACAACACAAUUCUUCUAUUAUUAGUUGGGGGGCACGGGUGGCCCAGUUGUCUAAGGUGCACGACUCGCUGUGCAGAGUUGCGUCCCUUGGGCACACCUGAAACCUAUUAUUGUGUGUUCGAAUCCCGGUUCGCCACAAUUAUGUUUGUCAGCACCAUACCCG